AUGGAGAAUCGGAGGAGAUCGCUUCCCUCCCACCUCAUCUUCCAUCCGCCAGCUCGUGGUGGAGCAAAACCUGCGUUGUCCUCCGAACCAUCCACCAGCGCUGCCUCCUCCGAGCAGCCCGUCGCACCUCCCGAACUUCCCAAGAUUUGCUGGGAGUUCUUGGAGCGGCAUCGCCAGCCACUUGUGGCCCCGGCUUCGAGCUCCGUGGUUGCUGCCGUCUCCGACGGCAUCUGCUCGCCCUUCUCCCUGCGCGGGGGUGUCGAGGCGAGGGUGGAGGAGCGAUGCUGGCUGGGGGGAGGCACAUCGGGCCCCACUGAGUGUGCCAGGUCAGCGCAGGCACCGGGGCUGCGGCUGAGCCCGGCCGAGGCCCUGCUGGCUUCGCCUCUGCCUCGCGACCGGGCUCCCGGGGCUGGGCAGAGCCGCACGACGGUCAGGAAGGAGGAUUUUUGGCUCCUGCUUCUUUCCAGGGGCCCGGGGACGCUGGCAAGGGCAGCUCUGGUGACGUCUCCAUGCAAGAUCCUCAAGUGCAACUCUGAGUUCUGGGCGGCCACGUCGGGCUCCCACCACCUGGGCGUGGAGGAGGCGCCGGAAUUCUGCACGGCGCUGCGCGCCUACGCGCACUGCACCCGCCGCACCGCCCGCACGUGCCGCGGCGACCUGGCCUACCACUCCGCCGUGCAUGGCAUAGACGAUCUCAUGGUGCAGCACAACUGCUCCAAGGAUGGCCCCACGUCCCAGCCCCGACUCCGGACAUUGCCCCCCGGGGACAGCCAGGAGCGGUCCGACAGCCCCGAGAUCUGCCACUACGAGAAGAGCUUCCACAAACACUCGGCUGCCCCCAACUAUACCCACUGCGGGCUCUUCGGGGACCCCCACCUCAGGACUUUCACGGACACUUUCCAGACCUGCAAGGUGCAAGGGGCUUGGCCACUCAUAGACAAUAACUACCUGAAUGUCCAGGUCACCAACACGCCAGUGCUGCCUGGCUCCACGGCCACUGCCACCAGCAAGCUCACCAUCAUCUUCAAGAGCUUCCAGGAGUGUGUGGACCAGAAAGUGUACCAGGCAGAGAUGGACGAGCUCCCCGCUGCCUUUGCUGACGGCUCCAAGAACGGUGGGGACAAGCAUGGAGCCAACAGCCUGAAGAUCACUGAGAAGGUGUCGGGCCAACACAUCGAGAUCCAGGCAAAGUACAUUGGCACCACCAUCGUGGUGAGGCAGGUGGGCCGGUACCUCACCUUCGCCGUACGCAUGCCGGAGGAGGUGGUCAAUGCUGUGGAGGACCGGGACAGUCAGGGCCUCUACCUGUGCCUCCGCGGUUGUCCGCUCAACCAACAGAUUGACUUCCAGACCAUCCGCUCGGCUCAGGCCACUGAGGGUCGUGCCCGUAGGAAGGGACCGAGCCUGCCGGCCCAUGAAACGGCCACGGCCAAGUGCAGGGAGAAGCUGCCCGUGGAGGACCUCUACUUCCAGUCCUGCGUCUUUGACCUCCUCACCACAGGAGAUGUCAACUUCAUGCUGGCUGCUUACUAUGCCUUUGAGGAUGUGAAGAUGCUUCACUCCAACAAAGACAAGCUGCACCUCUAUGAAAGGACACGGGACCUGGCCCCGGGCAACACGGCCGCCCCGGGACCGCCCCCUGCCCUCUGGGUAGCACUGCUGUGUUUGAGUCAGUGUUGGUUGGGCUUCUUAUAG
Opisthocomus hoazin is the source of this 1695-nucleotide messenger RNA. NCBI's taxonomy places the organism in Eukaryota, Metazoa, Chordata, Aves, Opisthocomiformes, Opisthocomidae. The record is from RefSeq and is a predicted model, not a curated record.